AUGCACUCAUGCCCCCGUGCGCCAUGCCCCCAUGUGCCCACCCACCCAUGCUCCCAUCCGCCAGUGGUGUUGGGAGAGUUUGCCAACUUUGCGGCGUAUGCCUUUGCACCAGCCAUCCUCGUCACACCACUGGGUGCUCUCAGCAUCAUCAGGGCGCAUGCUACUGUAUGUGAACUGCACGUGCUGGGGUGGCUGUUGACGCGCCUCAAAUUCCUUUCCCCCCUCCGCCGCCCCUCCCAGCGCCAUACUAGCGCACUUGCUGCUGGACGAGAAGCAGCACGUGCUGGGGUGGCUGGCUGGCUGUUGACGCACAUCUCAAUCUCUUCCCCUCCUCCCAUCCCGUUCCCCCCCAUCGCCCCCUUUGCCGCCUCUCCCAGCGCCAUACUAGCGCACAUGCUACUGGAUGAGAAGCUCCACGUGCUGGGGUGGCUGGGGGCGACGCUGUGUGUGGUGGGGUCCAUAGCCAUCGUGCUGCACACCCCCCAAGAGAUGGAGAUUGAUAACGUCAAGCAGCUCUGGGCGCUCGCUACUGAACCAGGUGGGAUGGAUUGCUUGCCACUGAGCCACACUAGUGCUGGCCUCCUCUGCCGCCUGCCUCGUCCAAUUGCCUCCUCCUUGACGUUCCGUUUCUCUCCCUCCCUUCCACGCCCUAACUUACGCCCUCCCCCACGCCCUCCCCCACGCCCUCCCCCACACCCUCCCCCACACCCUCUCCCACACCCUCCCCCAUGCCCUCCCCCAUGCCCGUCCUCGUCUACCUCGCUAUCUGCUCGCUGCUCAGCUCCAUCUCCCUGCCAGGUGGCGAGCUGCAAGGCCCUAGGGAUUGCCGUGAAGCUGACCUUGUACGGUGACAACCAGCUCUUCUACCCCGAAACCACCUUCUUUGCCGUUGCCCUUGCCGCCUGUGCCGUCACACAAAUCAACUACCUCAACAAGUCCCUAGACAUGUUCAACACAGCAAUGGUAACGCCCAUAUACUACGUCAUGUUCACCACGCUCACCAUAGUGGCGUCGGUCAUAAUGUACAAGGACUGGGCGGGGAAGAUGGCAGAGCAAGUGCUCAUGGAGUUCUGCGGCUUCCUCACCAUCCUCAUCGGCACCUACCUGCUCCACGCCACCAAGGACUUUGCGGGCGACUCCUCCCGCCUGCACCUUUUUGACCCCUCUGCUCGUACGUGCUCUCCCUUCCCCUUCUCUCCCAUGUGCUCUCUCUUCCCAUCUACCCGAGUCACGCCUGCCAAGAACCCGACAGCCCUCAAGGGGCACAUAGGGCUGGGCACCAUGCCGUCAGGAGGCUCCAAGGAUGGGAUUGAACUCGCGCCGGCCUUAUUCCGUCCCCCCCGCCCAUCACCCACCCCUUCGUAUUCGCGCUUGCCUCGAUACACUCUCUCGUCGCCCACCCCGUUUUUCCCAUUUCGUCCCAUCGCUUGCACGCUCUCCCCUCCUGUCCUGCCGCCCUCUCUCUCACCCCUCCCUUCCCGUCGCGCUCUCUCUCUCUCCGCGCCCUUCUCGUCGCCCUCUCUCUCGCCCCUCUCUUCCCGUCGCGCUCUCUCUAUCCGCGCCCUUCCCGUCGCCUCCCUUCCCAUCGCGCUCUCUCUCUCCCCUCCCUUCCCGUCGCCCUUUCUCUCCCCCCUCCCUUCCCAUCGUGCUCUCUCUCUCUCCGCUCCCUUUCCGUCGCCCUCUCUCCCGUCGCCCUCUCUCCCAUCGCCAGCACUCUCUCCUUCGCUCUGUCUCGUCGCCCUCUCUCCCAUCGCCCUCUCUCCCAUUGCCCUCGCUCUCUUCUUCGCUCUGUCUCGUCGCCCUCUCUCCCGUCGCCCUCUCUUCCGUCGCCCUCUCUCCCAUCGCCCUCUAUCUCUCACGUCGCCCUCGCUCUGUCCCGUCGCCCACGCUCUCUCCCGUCGCCCCCGCUCUCUCCCGUCGCCUCGCGAAAUUCUCUGCCGUCUCGUAUCUCUCCCCUCCAUUUCCGUCGCCCGUGCUCUCUCCCCUCUAUUCCCGUCGCCCUCGCGUUCUCCCCUCCCUUUCGAUUGCCCUCGCUCUCUUCCCUCCCUAUCCGUCUCCCUUGCUCUCUCCCCUCCCUUUCCGUCGCCCUCGCUCCACCUCAUCUGA
Messenger RNA from Closterium sp. NIES-65, 2106 nucleotides. The record is from the annotation of a GenBank genome assembly. NCBI's taxonomy places the organism in Eukaryota, Viridiplantae, Streptophyta, Zygnematophyceae, Desmidiales, Closteriaceae.